This is a messenger RNA of Hymenoscyphus albidus, 588 nucleotides long. Lineage: Eukaryota; Fungi; Ascomycota; Leotiomycetes; Helotiales; Helotiaceae. The record is from the annotation of a GenBank genome assembly.
AUGGCACCAGGGUCCAGAUAUCGUAUGCGCGCAGCCCAAGGCCAGCUUUCCGAACACCACGAACCUGAAGACGGUCCUUCAGGGACCAAAACAGAAACCCCAAGCCCCUCGACCCCUCAAAUCGGACUUCCUCUCUCCCCAUUAGCUCCUACUAAGCCAGAGAUGGCUGGUGGAGUACGUUCACAAAAUGCUAAAGAGGCAGAGGUAAACCCUGAGAAGACUGGAAUCGGCGCAGAGAUCUAUGCAACGCAAGCCUCACCAAGCGUCAAAAGAACGAGCGGACCUGGUCACCCAAAAGCUGAAACAGACCACCACACGGGCUCAACCAGACCAGAAAAGACCGACUUUGUUGCUCGCCAAAUGAUUUCGUCGGCUCUGGGCAUCAAGGUUGAUCACAAGAAGGACGGAAAGACACUUGCAGUAAAGAAGGCUUUGAGAAUGAAUAAAAGAGAAGAUAGAUUGUCAACUUGGUAAGUGGCUAGCGGGGUUCUCCCUUUCUUUACAAAUGGUGAUGCUGACUUUCAGGUUUUCCCCAGGGAUGACUUGUUAAGUAAGCAAGACAAGAGCACAAAUGAGCCUUCUUCUUGA